This is a messenger RNA of Mastomys coucha (southern multimammate mouse), 4903 nucleotides long. RefSeq names its product carnitine palmitoyltransferase 1A (gene Cpt1a). Gene Ontology annotation, cellular component: mitochondrion. The transcript is spliced from 20 exons. The coding region runs from base 643 to 2964 and encodes 773 amino acids. Gene Ontology annotation, molecular function: carnitine O-palmitoyltransferase activity. The record is from RefSeq and is a predicted model, not a curated record. Gene Ontology annotation, biological process: fatty acid metabolic process; carnitine metabolic process. Lineage: Eukaryota; Metazoa; Chordata; Mammalia; Rodentia; Muridae.
CGUGGGUUUGAGGUCCUCAUUGCCCUGUGAAGGAUGCUCAGGAUUAGGCAUGACUCCUUGGUCCCUGACUAGUAGGGGCGUCCACUCCCCUUCCGACCCGUUCUCACUCCCCACUCCGCGGGUGGCUUGGGGCCAGUGUGGACGGCGAGCCCUUUCCACCUGCCACUCUGCAGGAGGAUUGGUUCUCGGGGUCCUGAGGGUCGGGCUCGGCAGUAGGAAGGAUGCUCCGCCAGGGGACUUGGCAGGUGGCCGGUGCCCUCUCCCCGUGCGGGUCCCUGCAGUACAGCCUUCGGGACACACCCUUGGCGCAAAGACUUAAGUGUUUCGCACCCCUCACCCGCUGUUUUGCCCGGGAUUCAAGGGCAGGUGGGUGUCCAGUGACUGCCCAAGGUCGCGCCGGGACCGGAGCCCGGGAGGGUGGGGGCGUCACGUGACCUGGCCUGUGCGAACUUGGCCUGGGACAGUCGGACGGCGAGGUCUGAGCAGCCCCGCGGUGCCCUAACAGCCGCAAGCAUACAUCACCACCACCACCCCCUUCCUAGUCGGUCGACUCCGGGCUCAGUGAGGACGUAAAGCAGAGAACUGUGGUGCGCGGAGGACUGCACUCCCGGGGCAGUGCAUAGCAGUAGGUCACCACUCAAGAUGGCAGAGGCUCACCAAGCUGUGGCCUUCCAGUUCACUGUCACCCCUGAUGGUAUCGACCUCCGCCUGAGCCAUGAAGCCCUCAAACAGAUCUGCCUGUCGGGGCUGCACUCCUGGAAGAAGAAGUUCAUCCGAUUCAAGAAUGGCAUCAUCACUGGUGUGUUCCCCGCGAGUCCCUCCAGCUGGCUUAUCGUGGUGGUGGGUGUGAUAUCAUCCAUGCAUACCAAAGUGGACCCCUCCCUGGGCAUGAUUGCAAAGAUCAAUCGGACCCUAGACACCACUGGCCGCAUGUCAAGCCAGACGAAGAACAUCGUGAGUGGCAUCCUUUUUGGCACGGGGCUCUGGGUGGCAGUCAUCAUGACUAUGCGCUAUUCGCUGAAGGUGCUGCUCUCCUACCACGGCUGGAUGUUUGCAGAACAUGGCAAAAUGAGCCGCAGCACCAAGAUCUGGAUGGCUAUGGUCAAGGUCUUCUCAGGUCGAAAGCCCAUGUUGUACAGCUUCCAGACAUCUCUGCCACGCCUGCCUGUCCCAGCUGUCAAAGAUACCGUGAGCAGGUAUCUGGAGUCUGUGAGACCGCUGAUGAAGGAGGAAGACUUCCAGCGCAUGACAACACUGGCCCAGGAUUUUGCUGUCAACCUCGGACCCAAAUUGCAGUGGUAUUUGAAGCUAAAAUCCUGGUGGGCCACAAAUUAUGUGAGUGACUGGUGGGAGGAAUAUAUCUACCUGCGGGGCCGAGGGCCAAUCAUGGUCAACAGCAACUACUACGCCAUGGAAAUGCUUUACAUCACCCCAACCCAUAUUCAGGCAGCGAGAGCUGGCAACACCAUCCAUGCCUUUCUGCUGUAUCGUCGCAUGGUUGACCGUGAGGAACUCAAACCGAUUCGUCUUCUGGGAUCCACAAUUCCACUCUGCUCUGCCCAGUGGGAGCGACUCUUCAAUACUUCCCGCAUCCCUGGGGAGGAGACAGACACCAUCCAGCACAUCAAAGACAGCAGGCACAUUGUUGUGUACCACAGAGGCCGGUACUUCAAGGUCUGGCUCUACCAUGAUGGGAGGCUGCUGAGGCCUCGAGAGCUGGAGCAGCAGAUGCAGCAGAUCCUGGAUGACCCUUCAGAGCCGCAACCUGGGGAGGCCAAGCUGGCCGCCCUCACUGCCGCAGACAGAGUGCCCUGGGCAAAGUGUCGGCAGACCUAUUUUGCACGAGGGAAAAAUAAGCAAUCCCUGGAUGCGGUAGAAAAGGCAGCGUUCUUUGUGACAUUGGAUGAAUCAGAACAGGGGUACAGAAAGGAGGACCCUGAAGCAUCUAUUGACAGCUAUGCCAAAUCUCUGCUGCAUGGUAGAUGUUUUGACAGGUGGUUUGACAAGUCCAUCACCUUUGUCAUCUUCAAAAACAGCAAGAUAGGCAUAAACGCAGAGCACUCCUGGGCGGACGCGCCCAUUGUGGGCCAUCUAUGGGAGUAUGUCAUGGCCACCGACGUCUUCCAGCUGGGCUACUCAGAGGAUGGACAUUGUAAAGGAGACACCAACCCCAACAUCCCCAAACCCACCAGGCUACAGUGGGACAUUCCAGGAGAGUGCCAGGAGGUUAUAGAGACAUCCCUGAGCAGUGCCAGUCUUUUGGCAAAUGAUGUGGAUCUGCAUUCCUUCCCAUUUGACACCUUUGGCAAAGGCUUGAUCAAGAAGUGCCGGACGAGUCCCGAUGGCUUCAUCCAGCUGGCACUGCAGCUCGCACAUUACAAGGACAUGGGCAAGUUCUGCCUCACGUAUGAGGCCUCCAUGACUCGGCUCUUCCGAGAGGGGAGGACAGAGACUGUACGCUCCUGCACUACGGAGUCCUGCAACUUUGUGCUGGCCAUGAUGGACCCCAAGACAACGGCAGAGCAGAGGCUCAAGCUGUUCAAGAUAGCCUGUGAGAAGCACCAGCACCUGUACCGCCUUGCCAUGACGGGCGCCGGCAUCGACCGCCAUCUCUUCUGCCUCUAUGUGGUGUCCAAGUACCUCGCAGUUGACUCCCCUUUCCUGAAGGAGGUAUUGUCUGAGCCGUGGAGGUUGUCCACGAGCCAGACUCCUCAGCAGCAGGUGGAGCUGUUUGACUUUGAGAAACGCCCUGACUAUGUGUCCUGUGGCGGGGGCUUUGGGCCGGUUGCUGAUGAUGGCUAUGGUGUUUCCUACAUUAUUGUGGGAGAGAAUUUCAUCCACUUCCAUAUUUCUUCCAAGUUCUCUAGCCCUGAGACGGACUCACACCGCUUUGGGAAGCACUUGAGACAAGCCAUGAUAGACAUCAUCACUUUGUUUGGCCUCACCAUCAAUUCCAAAAAGUAACCCUCUGAGCCACUCGGAAGGAAAACAGACCUUUGUGAUACAAACCAAAUGAAUAUGUUGCUCCUGAUCAUAGGACAGGCAGAAAAUUGUUCUUAUAAAACUCAGUUUUCCUUCCAGAAGGUUUACCAUCGAUCUCCCUAGAACAACUGUAGGAAAACUCAGUUUUCCUUCCAGAAGGUUUACCAUCGAUCUCCCUAGAACAACUGUAGGCGCCACCGUGUGACUUGUGACCCUACUACAUCCAGAGAUGCCUUAGCUCCAAGAAUCUUGGUCACAGUUCCCUGAAGUCUUUUGAAUUGGCUCCUACUGGAUAAAGGGAUUUAAACUCUGGUGAAUUCCUGGAUUUUGGGGGUUGUAUCUUCACACGUGUUGGAGGUCACAGACUUCCUCAGUGGUGACCCUGUGGAUACUUGGGACUUGAGGGUACCUGACUUCACUCAGGCAGUGUGAGUGUCACCUUGUGGAAAGAGAGAGCGUCUUCAGAGCCAGCGGAGGUAACAGUUCUAUCUAACACACCUGUAACCCACUAAUAGAAUGGUUAGGCCUGGGGAUUAAGGUUCUGGUGUGAGUGACAGCCACCCUCUCUUUGGGAGUCCGCAUGUGACUCUUCACAUUUCCUGGAAGCAGAAUACCACCUCCUUAGUGCCACCUUCAAAACCCAGUGCCUUAAAGAUGGGAGCCUGUUGGCAAGUGAGAAGACUUAGCAUGUGAAGCCUUUGGGUGGCUAUGUGAGGAUCCCCUCACAGGUCCCUGCAUAGAGAUGUCCCUAAGCAAGCACUUCCCCCACUUCUAGAAGAUGAGGUUCCUGGUGAAGGCAAUGGGAGUCUCAUUGCCUGCCAAUGCCAUUAAGCAACAAAAUAACAGAUGUGUCCACAGAGGGACGUGAGAGGCUUGGUAGUCAAAGGCUGCAGAGCUGGAGCCCAGCUGGAGAGUGUGGCCUGCUGUAUUUGGCAGCUUUUGGCAAGGGGCGUGAGCCCCUGGUCACUGAGUCAGGCAUACUGACACAGGCAGCCAGGAGCUAUCCUGGCAUGGAUUCUGCAGAUACACCAAUAGGCUUAUCUUCUAAUCCCACCCAGUCAGAUUCCAACCUGAGCAAAUUCAAUAGAAGGCUAGGUCAUUCUGGUGACAGACUCAGGGGUCUCAAGUACUGGGUGCUUUGUACCCAAAUGCCAUCCCUCAGUGGGAGUGCCUUUCUUGAAAGCACCCAGUGGACUGUAAAGCAACUCCAUUUGAUUUUUAAUGUAAACAUAGCAUGAUGGUGGCCUCCCAUUCCUGUCACCAUCCUGUCCUGACAAGCUUAGCUAUUCAUGUUUUAAAUCAUGUAUUUAUUCUCCAGUGCCUCUUUGGCCUUGCUUGAUUCUUGCCCCGUGCUAGCAGUCGCUAGUGAGGGGUGGGGUGACCAGAAGUGCAGAGAGGUGCUGGCUGGACAGCUCAUGUGUGUCUUAUGGGUUAUACAUGUAUCAAAAAAAAAAAAAAUCACACUUAAAAGGGCCAAAGUUUUUUUCCUACUAGAAACAAGAAAACAAAAGGCAACACAAAUACAUAAGCAAAGACAAACUGUAAGUCAGAGCCGCCAGACUCUCGCUGUUAGGACCACUCGCCAACCCGUGUCACUCAAGAGUACUCCUGCUAGUGCCCAGGUGUGACAUUCCUCUCUCAGGUUUCCAGUGUCCUUGCUGCUGCUGAGCAGUUACCAAUGCAAGUUUGUAUUCCUUACAAGGCAGAAGAGUGGUCUUUCACUGUGCGUGUUCAAAGGAGGAGGUGAGACUAUUAUGUAUUUAAUGUGGAACAAAACCUAGCCUUACCGCAGCCAAGGCUGGAAUUUGGUAUUCUAAUCUGUCCAUUGCAUGUAAAUACCAAAUGCUGUUUGGAUAUAAACCUUAGAAAUGCAAGUGUGAACAAAUGUAGCUGACCAUUAAUAAAACAUUAAUCCCAUCUA